AUGUUUGGCGCGCAUUCCGCAAAAUUUGGCGCGAAAUCAGUCAACGCAGCAAGGUGGCAGAGUGUUCAUCGAAGCUGGGGCCGACAUGGAGUACUUUAUACUUAAUGGCAAUACUCUUGUGCCGAUACAAAACAUAACAGAGGACGCAGCAGGCACCGUGUUCCUACAGGCAGUUGAAACGCAAGUCAAUACAGCGACCCCGGUGCAAGCAACACAGCCGGAAUCAAAUAUAGUGCACGAUCCGAAGGUGCAUGUGAAGACAUUGGUGUUUUUCGACCUGGAGACCAGUGGUCUACCAAGCCCAGGACAGAGGGUCUGCAUCACGGAGCUUGCAAUGGUGGCAGUUGACAGGCAAACAUUCGGAAACAACAAGACUUUACCAUUUCGAGUAGUCAACAAGUUUGUACAGUGCAUUAAACCAGAAGUUUAUGUCCACCCCAUGGCUGCCAAGACAUCAGGUCUCGACAACAAGAUUCUGGAAAAUCAACAGGUUUUCAAAGAAGUUGUCCCAGCUGUAAAGGCGUUCCUUGACAGUCUUCCUCAACCAGCCUGUCUCCUUGCUCACAAUGGAGAUCGUUUCGACUAUCCAAUUUUACAGGACGAGUUGACGCGUGCCGGUGCGUUAGACAUCCUGGACGUUUACUGCUGCGAUACCAUCGGAGCCAUGAAGCACAUUCUGCGUGACGGCGCUCCUACCAACAAGAGAGGCGGAAACUCGUUCUCGCUAGAUGCCCUAUACAAGAAGCUGUGCGGGCGUCGAAAGAACGCGCAUCAGGCAGAACAGGACUGCUUGGACUUGAUGCGGGUGUGUCACCACGAUCGUCAGGCAUUCCUAGACUACGUGGACUCCCACGCUGUGAGCUUUGCCGAACGUGGAAGCGCGAACAAGUCUGCACAAAGGCUCAGCAUGUGAGGAUGUACGCAUGGUGCAUCCUCGUUUCAUAUUUGGUGUUUGCUUUUACCCUGAUUUUGUAGGCAUUGUGUAAAUCACCUGUGCAGUGUUUUGACAAAUUAACGGUCCACUUGAGAAGUGGUCUCUCAUCACAAUUCAUUACUCUCUUCUUUUUAUGCGUGCCACACUGGAUGAACCGUGGUGGCAAAAGAUUUCUUAUUUUUCCUCUUGCACAUUUCAUGAAGGGAUAGUAGCCAUGGCCAUAUCUCACUCCUGUUCAUUUUUUUUUUUUUUUACCAUCAGUGUUUUUAUCAACAUUCUGCUUCUACAUGUCACUGGUGAAAAGUUGCUUGUGGAUUUUAAAUUAUGUUACCCUUACGUUAUCUGAACAAGAAUGUAAUAUCUGCUCCCUAAAGUAAUACAAUAUGUCUUACCAACAAUAAUAUUAAUGCUCUAUUCCUAUUUUUGCGCAUCUAUCAAUUAGGUAAGCCUCAAAUACUUGAGCAUGAACAGUCAACCUGGUCACGUGUUUAAUUGUGUAUAUUAUUCAAAUGAAUGUUUUAAUGCUCGUGUGAAAAUGCACGUUGUCAUUUGUAAGCAAUGCUUUUCUUUCGUGUGGUUCUGUAGGGAUUUCAUUGUAUUGCUUUUACAUUUUUUAAAACUAUGAACAUUAUGAUUUUUCAUUGCUAUGAACGUGGACUAGCUCGGUCAUAGUUCAGUGGAAGGGACUGAGCUGGUUUGUGAUGGGCAUAAAGAUCAAGCUGACUCAUCCACACCCACUGUGUCUGUUGCAAAGUUCCCCCAGAGCACUCGUUAACAUUGUACAAGUGCUUCUGUGACAAUAACCUGUGACUUGUGUAUUUAUGGAUUUAUUGUCCGAGGGACCAAAGAAUGUGGAAGCACUUCGUAGUGCCUCACGUUAACCACACAUAAGCAGUGCAAUGCGCGGAAGGGAAACUAGAACGAACAAUAAAAACGAGUUUCUAAACAAC
Messenger RNA from Ornithodoros turicata, 1884 nucleotides. Its product is annotated as three-prime repair exonuclease 1-like. Gene Ontology annotation, cellular component: cytoplasm. The coding region runs from base 86 to 913 and encodes 275 amino acids. Gene Ontology annotation, molecular function: nucleic acid binding; 3'-5'-DNA exonuclease activity. Gene Ontology annotation, biological process: DNA catabolic process. Lineage: Eukaryota; Metazoa; Arthropoda; Arachnida; Ixodida; Argasidae. The transcript is spliced from 4 exons. The record is from RefSeq and is a predicted model, not a curated record.